AUGGAUACCAGUAAUGAAACUACCCCAUCAGUAUUUAUCCUUCUGCCAAUUUUUAACCUUAAUGAAUGGCAUUACCUCCUUCUUACAUUCAUGCUCAUCACCUAUAGCUUUACAUUGAUGGGGAAUGUUCUGAUUAUACUCCUUAUCUUCCUGGAACCAGGACUUCAAACCCCCAUGUACUUCUUCCUGGGCAAUCUUUCCCUCCUGGACCUUGGCCAAACAACUACUACAGUUCCUCAGAUAAUAGUGCACCUGGUCUCAGGAAUGAAUAUCAUCUCAUAUAAAAGAUGCAAGACACAACUCUUUUUCUUCCUUUUAUUCAUUGGCACUGAGACACUGCUGUUGACUGCCAUGGCCUAUGAUCGUUAUGUCGCCAUCUGCAAUCCUCUCCGCUACCAUGUGGUUAUGAAUCUGAAAAUCUGCGCCCACCUCAUAUCAGCAUCUUGGCUGACCAGUUCUCUCAAUGCUACCAUGCACAUGCUGUUCACAUUCAGACUGCCACUUUGCGGAGUCAAUGAAAUCAACUACUUCUACUGUGACAUCCCUCCUCUUCUAGCUAUCUCCUGUGGGGACAUCUCCAACAACAUUAUUGCCAUCUUGGCUGCUAGCCCUGUUAUGGGAUUUGGACCUGCCACAUGCAUUGUAAUUUCCUACACUCACAUCAUCUGGAGGAUUCUGAAAAUGAAUUCUUCAGCUGGGAUGAGGAAGACCUUUUCUACCUGUACUUCUCAUCUCACUGUUGUCUUGCUCUUCUUUGGCAGUUGCAUUUUUAUGUACAUCAGGCCCAUCUCCAACCACUUACUCAACAAUGACAUGAUUAUUUCACUACUUAAUAAUAUCCUCUCUCCUAUGUUAAACCCACUGGUCUACACCUUCAGAAACAAAGAUGUGAAGGAGGCACUGCGAAAGAUAGUGAAGAAGUGGUCACUGUGA
Varanus komodoensis (Komodo dragon) is the source of this 933-nucleotide messenger RNA. RefSeq names its product olfactory receptor 5V1-like. Lineage: Eukaryota; Metazoa; Chordata; Lepidosauria; Squamata; Varanidae. The coding region runs from base 1 to 933 and encodes 310 amino acids. The transcript has a single exon. Gene Ontology annotation, biological process: G protein-coupled receptor signaling pathway. Gene Ontology annotation, cellular component: membrane. The record is from RefSeq and is a predicted model, not a curated record. Gene Ontology annotation, molecular function: G protein-coupled receptor activity; olfactory receptor activity.